Molecule: messenger RNA, 6662 nt
Organism: Myripristis murdjan (pinecone soldierfish)
Lineage: Eukaryota; Metazoa; Chordata; Actinopteri; Holocentriformes; Holocentridae
Exons: 4
Coding region: 235-5763 (1842 amino acids)
Biological process (GO): protein monoubiquitination; protein polyubiquitination
Molecular function (GO): ubiquitin protein ligase activity; metal ion binding
Source: RefSeq, a predicted model, not a curated record
GGCGUCCACCGCGGCAUCUUUCGCCUUCCAGCUGCUGAUGUGCCGUCCGGACGCCAACACCCUCCGCAAAUGUCACCGUUUUGUAACGGGAGCCAGAGUGUGAGCCGCCCGGAGCCGCUCGGACCAGCAGCCCAGUAACGGCCCCGGCCCGCCGCGAGCCACCUGCCGCCACCGGAGCGCCGAAACCCGGAUGAGAAGCUCGCGGAGCGGAGCGGCGAGGCUUCUGCUCAGGUGAUGGCGCCCACCAGGAUGAAACUGCGCCUGCGUCGCCGCGACGGUGCCGCCGGGGGGAGCAACGCCGCAGGAGGAGCCGCCGGCCAAGCGGAGGAGGAGGAGGAGCGCAGCCGAGAGAGCAGCAGCCGGAGCCGCAGGAAGAAGAGCAGCAGCGCCACGUCCGCCGCGCCCUCGUCCUCUCCCCCCACCUCCUCCGCCUCGGCACGUGCGGCGGCGGCCGAGGAGGCGUCGCCCGACUCCAAGUGUCCGAUCUGCCUGGACCGCUUCAACAACCUGGCGUACCUGGACCGCUGCCUGCACCGCUUCUGCUUCCCCUGCAUCCAGGAGUGGUCGCACAACAAGGCCGAGUGUCCGCUCUGCAAGCAGCCCUUUGCCUCCAUCCUGCACUCCGUCCGCGCCGAGGACGACUUCAAGGAGUACACGCCGCGGCCCACGCACAGCCACAGCAGCGCCGCCGCCGCUGACGACAACGCUGGCGAGCGAGGGCUUGGCGCGGGAGAAGAGCUGGGUGAGCGAGGCCCCAUGUACGAAGGAGUUAGAAUAGUUAGAAACAACCAGGUGAGGCUGAUCCUGCAGAGACUGAGAGCAGGACUCGGGGGAGAGACGACGACGGCGGCGAGGAGGAGGAGGGCGCGGGCCGAUGCCGACGCAGAUGAUCUGACCCCGGUGGCCGCCCUGAUGAGGAACGCACAGCAGCUCCGGCUGAUGCUCCGGGGGCUGAGAGCCGUACAGGGCGGAGAUACAACGACAGCGACAGCGAGGAGGAGGAGGGAGCGGGGAGGCAGAGGAGGAGGAGGAGGAGGAGGAGGAGGAGGAGGAGGGAGGGGGUGGGAGAGGAGGAGGGACGGGGAGUGGUACCUCCCUCCACUUCUUGCUCUUCCUCCUCUUCCCCACCAUCCGACCUUCUCUCCUGAUGCCGACGAGGAUGGACAAGAGGAGGAGGAGCGAGGGGUCGGCCCUGGAGAGGAGCUUGGUGAGCGAGGCGUGAUAUUCGAUGGACUGACGGGUCUCGGAGGGGCAGUGGCACCUGUAGCCCCCAACGACCGGUCGUCGCGGCGACUGAUGACUCGCCUGGCGGCGAGGCGACGCUUGCAGCAAGAAGGCGGGAGUGUGCGGCGGCUGAGGGAGAGAGAGACGCUGGCGUUCCGCCGCGCUCUGUACCGCAGCGGCGUGCGGGUCCGUGGCGUCGCCGGCAGCAACCAGGGGCAACAACAACGUGACGUCACCGCGGAGACCUACCGCAGAAACCCCGGCCACCUGAACAGGCUCCGCCCCUGGCUGCGCCGGGAGCUGACGGUGCUGUACGGCGCCCAUGGCUCGUUGGUUGACAUCGUCCAGCGUAUUAUUAUGGCGCGGCUCGCCCAUCACGGCCUGGAGGACACGCCCACCAUCGAGGAAGAGCUGCGGCCUUUCCUAUUGGCCAGGACGGAACACUUCCUGCACGAGCUGCUCAGCUUCGCACGCUCGCCGCUGAGCCUGGAGAACUACGACCUGCAGGCGGUGUACGAGCCGCCGGCCGCCGCCAUGGAGCUGGACACUGUGAGCAGCUCCACCGACGACUCCGUCAUCGCCAUAUCGGAGGGGGAGGGGGAGGGGGAGGAGGGAACCGGUGCUGGAGCAGGAAGAGGAGGAAGGUCAGAGGAGACGCAGUUUGCGUUGGCGGAGGGAGCUCAUGAUGUCGUCCAAACGGGAAGUUCGCUCAGCCUCUCGGUUUGGGACGAUGAAACCCCCGGCCCCUCCUACUCCACCGCCGAGCCCUCCCAUUCGCUGGCACCCCUGUCGGUCAGUCCGGUGAGGGAGGAGGGAGCCAAUGAGGAGGCAGUGGAGGGGGAGGAGAGGCGAGAAAAAAAGGACGAAGAGGAGGAGGAGGAGUGUCUGAUCGUGGGAUACGUGAAGCCGAUGGCGGAGCGAACGCCGGAGCUGGUGCAGCUCUCCUCCGACACCGAGGAGGAGGAGCAGCAGCAGGAGGAGGAGAAGAAGAAGAAAGAGGAGGAUGAGAAAAAAGAGGAGGCGAGGACAGCUGAGGCUCCUCUUCCUGCUCCUCCUCCUCUUCCUCUGCCCUCUGUCACGUCUCCCCUCUCCUCACUACCCACAAUCCCUCCCUCCACGUCGAGCACCAAUAGAGUGACAAACCGGGAGAGGGAGGGGCGCUCGUGGUCGGGGAGCUCGGGGCGGAGCUCGCCGUCGCCCGGGGGGAGAGAGGGGCGCAGGGCGAGAGAGAGGAAGAAGGAGAGAGAGAGAGACAGGAGCCGCCAACCAGAAUCCACAGAGAGGAGGAGCAAGAAGAGGAAGAGGAGGGGGCAGGAGCGGGAGGAGGAGGGCCGACUGAGGAGGAGGGACAGCAGUGGGGGGCGGGGCUCAUACAACCCGAACCGCUCCAUCUAUCCCGCCAUGCUGCGGCGCUCCCAGUCGCCCUCGCCCUUCCUCUCCAGCAGCGAGUCGCGCACGAUGUCCCCGCCCAGCCUGCCCGCCUCACCCUGGGAGUUCCACCACUCCGGCCCGUCCUCCCUCUCCUCCUCGUCCUCCUCCCUCUCCUCCAGGUCCUCGCCCUCCUCCUGGUGCUCCUCCCCGCUGCCUCCGCUGCCGGCGGCGCUCUCCCCCUCCGUCAGGGGCGGCGCGCACCACGGCGACAAGCCCGGAGGGAAGAGGAAGUACAAGAGCCGCCACCUGGACGACGACCUGGACGACCCCACCUGGCAGCCCGCCUCCGGUCGCCGCGGAGACAAGAGGAGAGAGAGAGGGAGAGGAGGAGGCGAGAGGGAGAGCAAGAGGAGGGGGAGAGACGGCGGGAGGAGGAGGGAGAGAGGGAGGCGGGACACUCACAGGGAGAACAGCGUUUACGACGGGGAGAGCAGCAGGGGGUGCAGAGAAGGCCGGAGCCCCAGCGUGGAGAUCAUCUACGAGGGCACCAUCACCUCCACGACGCCUCGCCCCCCCGCCCACAAACGCCACAGGAAGCGCCACCGGAAGACGCGGCGCAGCAGUUCCCCAGUGGUCAUCACAAUCGACAGCGACAGUAGCCGUGAUGACGUCAACAACAGCAGUCCCCUCAGCAACCAACAAACAGUUGAUUUCUCUGACCUUCCCCCUCUCCCAUUGGUGGAUUCGGGUGGUGUGGGCAGGCACUUGGGGGGUGACAUCAGCGAACUUCCUGUUGACAUCCUGGACCGAGGGUCUGACAGAUCGGAGGCCGAGCUGGACAGCCGAUCUAAGGUUGUAGAUCCCGUUGCCCUAGACGACAGUGACAGCAACAGCGAUGACUUGGACAACCAUGAAGAUGCUAGAUGCCUCCUCGCACGGGAUGAUAAUGAAGACAAUAGCAACACAGCGAUCAGUCACAACAAAGCAUCCCCUGCUGGCAGACGCAGCCCAGUGGAAAAGCCUGUUGUCACAACGGCUGCUGCAGUCAGUCGAAGUUUUGUGAAUGUUCCAACUUGUAGGGAAGCAGUUGUCACAGACCUUGGCUCACAGCCAGUGGGAGAAAGCAAUACCGGGCUAGUAGCAAGGGAUCGAAGCGUAUUAUUGGACAGAGAGAGAGAAACAGAGGCCAAACAGAAAGACUCAGGGUUUGCAAACUCUGACACCGGUCUCCUAGCAACCAUUCUUCAUGACCUGGAGGGCAUCUCUGAACCUAAACGUGAACUUGCCUUUAAUAUUGACCCCGAACACUCACAGGACCCCAGAAAACGGCUUCUCGGUGGUCAGGUUCGUCUUAACCAGGACUCCUGGGUAGCCGAGGAGAAAAUGGUUGUAGGCUCUGGGGAUGUCAACUUGUCAGAUCUAAACUCACCAGAGUGUCAGGCUGUCGGCUCCCCAUCACCAACACAUCGCGCCUCAUUCCCUCCGCCGCCUCCUCUGCAGCGACUGAAGGAACGGGAAGUCUGUGAAGAGGCAAGGGACCUCCCUCCACUGCUGAAACACGGGCCUCCUGUUAGCUCGUCUAACAGAAAUGCCCCACCGCUGCUGAAACACAAGGACGAGUCAAGUCCACGCCAUCCUUCCAUCUCUCCUGUCUCUCCAGUUGACCCGCACUUCCAUCCCAUUGAUACCCAGUCGCAUCCCUUUGUCUCUAAUUCCACUCGCUUCAACACUGACUGGAAUGCUGUUGUUUCCUCUGUUGACUCUGGCUCAGUCGCUGCAGUUCCUCCCACUGACCUCCAGUCAUCUUCUGCCAUCUCUCCCAUUCACUCUCGUGCCACUGAGCUCCCUGCAAAUGACCGGGCCAUCCCUCCUAUUGUGACACUGAAGCGCCAUUUUGCCGAUGCUGCGGCAUCAAGAGAAGAUAGGGCUUCGACGAGUCGCAUGUCAUCUGUUGACUUACAUUCCUCGUGCCAUUUACCACCCACUGACUCGCAUUCCAAGGCCUCCAGUGGAUCUAAAAGCAGGGUGUCAACCGUGGACUGCAAUCCCAUCGACUCCCAUUCUCCUGGUUUGCGAUCUAGAAGUACAUUGUGUGCUGAUCGUUUACCACCUAUUGACUUCCUGUCUUUUCCAGGAUUCAGUUCCGGUAGAGGUUCCCCUCCUAUCAUCAAUUCUAAGGAAAUGCCUCCUUCCAGCCCUGGAAUCUCACCCAUUGAGUUACCUCCUGUGAAUUCUGUAUCUUCCGUUGAUUUUUGUUCAUCCAUGGCUGGUUGUCCCAAAGAGACGCCAGCUCAAGGCAGUUCUACCUCCCAAGUUGUCAGGAAGGAGACUAAGGCUUCCUGUCAUCUAGUGCCCGUUGGUUUGCAUUGUAUGAGCCAGGAGUCACCCUUUGACCUCUGUCCCUCUGGCGGUGUUUCUGCCAAAGAAACGCCAGCCAGCAGCGAUACUUUCUCAGGAGUUGAUUUAAAUGAGUUACCGCCUCCGGUUUGUGUUUCGCUUGUUGACACCAGGUCAGGGAAUUCAUCCUCACCCACUGACUUCCACUCUUCCUUUGAAGUUUCCAGCAGAGAGAGACUGUCGGAAAGGUGCGCAUCCUCUGGAGUCGGUUCAAAGGGAAAACCAGCAUCCGACACCGGGCUGUCAAAGACUGACUUGAAUCCUAAAAGAAACAAGUUCCCCUCUGACCUCCAUUCAUCCAGCACAGCUUCAGAGAGGAAAAUUACCAGUACAAGUCCCCGUUCACCCAUUGACUUCCUCUCUCCCGGCGCUGUUGCCACCAUGGACAGACACUGUAACAGCACAGUCUCAUCCGCCUCGCCUGCUGACCGCACUGCUACUUCCCAUUCAGCGCACAGAGAGUCUGGCUCCACGUCCAGACUGACCAUUGACUCCCAUUCACAACCUCAGCACCCCACUAACACAUGUUCUCAGUCUCAGUUCCCCAUUGGCGCCCAUUCGAAACCCUCCAGGAGAGACUCCAGCUUUUGCCACAUAGACAAUCACGUUGCACCUCACCCCCAGGCUUCUGUUGAGAAUCAAUGGAACUCUGUCUCUUCCAUUGACGUGCAUUCAGACACUCAGUCGCCCAUGGACGAGCACUCAGCCGGCCGGCCCGACACCACAAGCAGCAUCUGGAACAAACACACACACUCUCUACAACUUGACUGAGUGUUUACACACACACACACACACACACACACACACACACACACACACUUGUUCCUGAAGGAUUGGAUUCUGCUUUUUGGUUUAAGUGAUGCUUUUAAAUGUUUUGAGGACUAAAUGGGGAAAAUGUAAAGAAGGACAUCUUGAGUUUUUACUGGUGUUAUUGUUUUACAAUUUAAAAAUUUAUAAGAAAAAAAUAUAAAUGUGUUGAUUUUAAGUUUGACUUCCUUUCCACCCAUUUCAUUAUUGUGGCCAGCAUUAGUUCAGAGACAGUGUUGGCCAGAGGAGUGUGUGUGUGUGUGUGUGUGUGUGUGUGUGUGUGUGUGUGUGUGUGUGUGUGUGUGUGUGUGUGUGUGUGUGUGUGUGUCAGAGAGCUUGUGUGUAAUAGCUGAAACACUGGUUGUGGCUGGGUGGACCACACAGCGAUGGACAGAAAGUUCAGCCCGUCAUGGAGAAGUAUUUAAAGCCCCACCCACCCGGUGCUCUAGGCAGGUUAAAAUAAACAUGAGGGACAGUUCCAGCAUGAUGAGCCAGGGCUCCUCUUUACUCGGGUUCACUUUGAACAUUUAUACAGCAUUAAUGUCAAAAUAUUGAGUAUGAAACUUGAAAGAGCGAGAAUAUCAAAUUGUCAUCGAAGCACUUUGAAACAAACUACAGGGAGAAAAUGAGCGAAAACCGCUGAUCACGCUGGAAUUGUCUUGAAAAUGACAUGCAAAUAAUUCAUCCUGGUCUGGUGGCUGUGUGCAUGUAAAUGUGCGAGUGAAUGGGUGUGUAUGUUCUGUAGAAAAACCUCAUGUCCAAAAGAAUCCUGAAGAGAAGUUCAGUCAGAAAAUGAGCCAGUGUUUUGGAUUUGGUUUGGUACCUGGAUGUUCAUAAAGACUACAUUCUUCUGUAAGAAUAAA